AUGCUCACUGAUAUAAUCAAUGAACACAAGCUGAGAAGAGAAACCACAGAGUCUGGCAAUGGUAAACUAGAGGAGGAAGAUCUAGUUGAUGAUAUGUUUACUGCAGGCGGUGAUACUUCAUCGACAACCAUGGAAUGGGCUAUGUCAGAACUGAUAAAAAACGCAAAAAUGAUGGAUACACAAGCUGUAGUAAGGAAUGUCCUCAAAGGUAAGAAGAAAAUAGAAGAGAAAGACAUAAAAGAAGUCAAUUACUUGAAAUUAGUUAUCAAAGAAACUCUGAGGUUCCAUCCUCCUGCUCCUUUACUACUGCCAAGAGAAGCAAGGGAAAGAUGCGAAAUAGAAGGAUACGAAAUAGCUAUCAAGACUAGAUGCAUCGUUAACGCAUGAGCAAUAGGAAGAGUUCCAGAAUACUGGAAUAAUCCUGGGCGCUUUGAACCAGCAAGGUUUCAUAAUUCUUCCAUCAAUUUCAAAGGGGCAAACUUUGAGUUCAUCCCAUUCGGAGCUGGUUGGAGGAUGUGUCCAGGCAUCUCCUUCGGUAUUGCAAAUAUCGAACUUCCACUUGCCUUGUUUUUGUAUCAAUUCAAUUGGAAACUGCCAAAUGGGCUUAGACCUGAACAACUUGACAUGAGAGAGUCCUUCGGAGUAAAUGUUAGGAGGAAGAAUGGCUUGCACUUAAUAGCCACACCUUAUGUUCCUUUUGCUCCUUUGUCAAAGUGCAUUCAGCAAAAACAGAAAUGCACCUGGAAGAGAACUUCCUGGUGUCCAACCAGCUGAAAAACUUGAAGCACCUCUAAUGAUUAUAGUCAC
Molecule: messenger RNA, 807 nt
Organism: Theobroma umbraticum
Lineage: Eukaryota; Viridiplantae; Streptophyta; Magnoliopsida; Malvales; Malvaceae
Source: RefSeq, a predicted model, not a curated record